Messenger RNA from Glycine soja, 1521 nucleotides. Its product is annotated as zinc finger CCCH domain-containing protein 20-like. The coding region runs from base 70 to 1137 and encodes 355 amino acids. Gene Ontology annotation, molecular function: metal ion binding. The record is from RefSeq and is a predicted model, not a curated record. The transcript has a single exon. Lineage: Eukaryota; Viridiplantae; Streptophyta; Magnoliopsida; Fabales; Fabaceae.
AGGCACUAACCAUGCCGGAAUAGGCGUAAACAUCGAAUCCAAGUAAAACCGAAAACAUCCAUCAACACCAUGAUGUUGGGGGAGACCCACCGCGCAAAUCCAACCGUACACGUGCCACCGUGGACGCCGGAGAUCUUCUCACCGUACACCGGCAAUGCCGAUUACUCUCCGUACUCAUUGCAAGAAGCACUGAGUGCGCUUCAGCACUACGAAUCCACCGAUGCUGAGUCAGACUCGGAGUUUCCGUCUCGGGAACCGGAAGUCCCGGUGGACGCUUACUCCUGCGACCAUUUCCGCAUGUUCGAGUUCAAGGUUCGGAGAUGCGCACGUGGCAGGUCACAUGACUGGACCGAGUGUCCGUACGCCCACCCCGGGGAGAAGGCUCGCCGCCGUGAUCCCCGGAAGUACCAUUACUCCGGCACGGCGUGCCCCGAUUUCCGCAAGGGGAGUUGCAAGAAGGGUGACGCGUGCGAGUACGCGCAUGGGGUUUUCGAGUGCUGGCUCCACCCCGCGCGUUACCGUACUCAGCCCUGCAAGGACGGCACCAGUUGUCGCCGGCGCGUGUGUUUCUUCGCGCACACGCCGGAGCAACUCAGGGUGUUGCCACAGCAGAGUCCGCGGAGUGCUGAUUCAUACGACGGGUCUCCUUUGAGGCAUGCAAUUGAGUCUUCGUGCGCCAAGACUCUGGCACCGGCACCGUUUGUGUCUUCUCCUGGGUCGGUGUCGCCGCCUCUGGAGUCUCCGCCGAUGUCGCCGAUGACUGUGAGUGUUAAUGAGAUGGUGGCGUCUUUAAGGAACUUGCAACUGGGGAAGGUGAAGUCUUUGCCUUCUUCUUGGAAUGUCAUGGGGCCUUCCGGGUUCGGAUCUCCGAGAGGACCCAUGAUCCGACCCGGAUUCUUCAGCCUUCCGACAACCCCGACCCAGGCUCCGACUCGCGGUGGGGUCAACUACUUUGACAAGUGGGAUCAGAGUUGCGAGGAGGAGCCUGUUAUGGAGAGGGUGGAGUCUGGACGAAACAUAAGGGCGAGGAUGUUUGCAAAAUUGAGCAAAGAGAAUCAUCUGGACGGGUCGGAUUCUGGAUCGGGUCAAAUUGGGGAUCCGGAUGUUGGAUGGGUUUCGGAGCUUGUCAGUCGCUGAUUUCAUUUUGUUGCACUUCUCUCGGUGUGUAUAGAAUGCGGGGGAGAAAAAAAAAAGUAAGAUUUAUUUUGGAAGAAGGAUAUCAUCAACUUGUGUUUUCUGUAAAUAGCUCAUUCUCAAGGUAUGGUAUGGGUGAAGAACAAGUUAAUUAAGUGAAAGAGUAGAAUCUUUUUUUUUGGGGGAUUUUCUUGGACGAUCAAGAAGUGAUUUGCAAGAAUCAGGAUCCUAAGCUUUUGUAUAGGUAGCAGCGGAUGAUGAAAUUAUAUUAUUCCCACGUGUUAACUACUGUGUUUAUUAUUAUCACUAAUCUCAUCUCAUUCAUGUAUAAAUUUGAAAUAUUUCUCGGAUAUGUUAUGAAGAAAUUCAAACUUGUCUCCCUUAUAA